GAUAUUUUACCAUUAUUGCCACUAUAGGAUAUAUUGAUUUUAAUGGUGUUUACAAUCAAAAUAAAGAAUGCUGGGAAGGUCCAAGACGUUACGUUGGAAGACACUGAUACUGGUGCUGAUUUCAAACUCAAGAUCCAGCACCAAACAAACAUUCCCACUGACAAACAAAAGAUCUUGAUUAAAGGAGGAAAACUUAAUGACGAUUCCGUCGUGAAGGACUUGAAUCUCUCUCAGCCAGUGAUGGUCUUGGGAACCCCUAACAACAAUAUCAACAAGGUAGAGAUCCCUAAACAGGUGUUUUUGGAAGAUUUGAAUCAGAAUCAGUUGGUAAAAGUCAGCGAUGAACCUUCAGGAUUGGUUAAUUUGGGAAACACUUGUUACUUCAACUCUUCUUUGCAGAGUCUUUAUCGAAUCGACGAUAUCAGGGAAGGUUUAAAGACCGCCAACAGCACCAAUUCGUUUGUUAAUUCAUUAAAGCGAUUAUUUGAUAUGAUGUCUAAAAAGCAAGAGAGAAUUAAUCCUACUUUGUUUCUUGCCAGUUUCAGAGAGAACUUUCCUCAGUUUAGUGAACAGGAUAACCAUGGGUUCUAUAAGCAACAAGAUGCAGAAGAAAGUUUUUCUCAGAUCUUGAAUGUUUUAUUGGAAAGCAUUCAUAUGAAAGGUAAGUUGACAAUAAAUUUAAAGACCGAAUCGAAGUGUUUGGCGUUACCUGAAGAACCAGUCGUGACUGGUCAAGAGGAUGCCUUGAAGUUGAUGUGUCAUAUCGACAUCAAAACCAAUUUUUUGAGAGACGGGUUGUUGAAUGGUUUAAAGGAGACUUUAAUUAAGCAUAACGACACUUUAGGGUCUGACGCUGAAUAUGAAAUUACCAAAACAAUCACCAAGACCCCCAAAUAUUUAAUUGUUCAUUUCGUCAGAUUUUAUUGGAGAAGAGACACCCAAAAGAAAUCGAAGAUCUUGAGAAAAGUCCAGUUUCCAUUUGAAUUGGAUAUUAGUGAAAUGUUAGACGAGUCUAUAAAACCCACUAAGGCUAAAUUCAGAGAUGAUUUAAGAAAGAUCGAAAAGGAUAACUUUGAGAUGGUUAGAGACUUCAAGAAGGCUAAGAAAGACGAUUCGUUGAGUCCUUUACAACAACAAGAAGAAGACCAAUUGAAGUUGGAGUCCAUAAAGUCCAAGUUCGAAGAUGAUUUUAACUCUUUAUUGAAAGAGCACAACAUUGACGAGCAAUUGGACUCUUUGACGGAAAACCCAUCCUCGGUCUACAAGUUAAGCUCUAUCAUUACCCAUGCCGGUUCUUCUGCUGAUAGUGGACACUACCAGUCUUUUGCCAAAGAUGAAGGAGACCUUGAAGAUGAACACUGGUGGAAAUUCAACGAUGAAAAAAUCUCCAGAGUUUCCAGAGAUAAAAUCGAGCAAUUAUCUGGUGGAGGCGAAAGCGACAGUGCUUUGUUGUUGAUUUAUAAGGCUAGUGGUCUUUAAGUUAUUUUUCAAUGUAUUUAAAAUGACUAUCAAAAUCUAAGUUUAACAAUCUUUAUUAGUACUAUUUAGCGGCUUAAAUUUAUAAAUCCUUCACCAACUGGUUGAACUUGGUCACCUCAUCCCAACAGUUCAACAGCUUACCUUCGUUAUGUUUCAAACAUUCAAUGACAGAUUUUCUGGAGGCCUUGAUAUCUUCAGUUACUUCAACCGUAGUUAAAGCUAUAUUUUUUUGGAUCAAUUGUUUCAAAUGCUGGAUUUUUUCGUUACUCGAAGGCACAGAAACUACAGGUGUACCAUCCUCAGGUAAUAUGGCGCCCUGAGUGGUUUGUUGGAAAUGCUUAAUGGCUUCAGCUUCUAAUUUUUUCACCUCUUGUGCAACUCUGUCUUGUAUGUACUUCUCGGUGUACUGAGCUCUCGAAUAGUCGGAUUCGGAGCUGUUUUCCAAUUGUGACAAGAAGGAAGCACUGAAAUCAACAGGUGCCUGAGGAGUGAACACUUUUUUCUCGGGUUUGGAAGUGGUAGAACCCAUUGUCAAAAUGCUCAAGUUGGGUUUGAUUUCGUGCUUUUAUUGGUG
Molecule: messenger RNA, 2053 nt
Organism: Yamadazyma tenuis ATCC 10573
Lineage: Eukaryota; Fungi; Ascomycota; Pichiomycetes; Serinales; Debaryomycetaceae
Gene: UBP6
Product: ubiquitin-specific protease
Biological process (GO): protein deubiquitination; proteasome-mediated ubiquitin-dependent protein catabolic process; regulation of proteasomal protein catabolic process
Molecular function (GO): cysteine-type deubiquitinase activity; proteasome binding; protein binding
Source: RefSeq, a predicted model, not a curated record